CCCCGUAGGGCAACAAGGAUGGUUAGUUUUGACCGUGCUUAUCUGUGCCGUAAAACAUCGACCCUAAUUGGCAGUUAUCUGGGAUUUAAUAUCUGUACACUUCUCGUUUUUGAACUGUGGUCACUAAAUGAAGGGGUUGUGCCCUGGGAAGACCCAUGCAUUCCUUCAAUUGGAUGUGGAUUGAGAACAGUGACUCUGGCGAUCUCAAGAAUUGGAGGGAAUGUUGACCAGGGAGCACCGCUGCGGCCGUUUAGAGGAGCAGGAACCGGAGCCCGGGCUGAGUACGAAAAAAGCCGCAUCCGGACGGUGGCUCCAGAACGGCUGGAAGUGGAAGAUGGAGGAGCCAGAGGAACCUGCGGACAGUGGGAAGUCGCUGCCGCCGGUUUACAUUUACAGUCCCGAGUAUGUCAGCAUGUGCGAUUCCCUGGCCAAAGUCCCCAAACGGGCCAGUAUGGUACAUUCUUUGAUCGAAGCAUAUGCGCUACAUAAGCAAAUGAGAAUAGUUAAGCCCAAAGUGGCCUCCAUGGAGGAGAUGGCCACCUUCCACACCGAUGCCUAUCUGCAACAUCUCCAGAAGGUCAGCCAAGAAGGAGAUGACGAUCAUCCAGACUCCAUAGAAUAUGGGCUAGGUUAUGACUGCCCAGCCACCGAAGGGAUAUUUGACUAUGCAGCAGCUGUGGGAGGGGCUACAAUCACAGCUGCCCAAUGCCUGAUUGACGGAAUGUGCAAAGUAGCAAUUAACUGGUCCGGAGGUUGGCAUCAUGCAAAAAAAGAUGAAGCAUCUGGUUUUUGUUAUCUCAAUGAUGUUGUCCUGGGAAUAUUACGAUUGCGACGGAAAUUUGACCGUAUUCUCUAUGUGGAUUUGGAUCUGCACCAUGGAGAUGGUGUAGAAGAUGCUUUCAGUUUCACCUCCAAAGUCAUGACGGUGUCCCUGCACAAAUUCUCCCCGGGAUUUUUCCCAGGAACAGGUGAUAUGUCUGAUGUUGGCCUAGGGAAGGGACGGUACUACAGUGUGAAUGUGCCCAUUCAAGAUGGCAUACAGGAUGAGAAGUAUUACCACAUCUAUGAAAGUGUACUAAAGGAAGUCUACAUUGCCUUUAAUCCUAAAGCAGUGGUCUUACAGCUGGGCGCUGAUACAAUAGCUGGGGAUCCCAUGUGCUCCUUUAACAUGACUCCAGUGGGGAUCGGCAAAUGUCUUAAGUACAUCCUUCAGUGGCAAUUGGCGACGCUCAUUUUGGGAGGAGGAGGCUAUAACCUUGCCAACACGGCUCGAUGCUGGACAUACUUGACCGGGGUCAUCCUAGGGAAAACACUAUCCUCUGAGAUCCCAGAUCAUGAGAAUCUUACCCCAAACUCACUACUCUGGGCAGAGGCAACCAAGAAGAUGGAGGCUCCUUCUUCUCCCAGCAGUUCCCAGUCUCAGGCUGUGUUUUCACCUAAGGAAGGGCAGGCUGCUGGAAUUUCUCAUCCCUCCCAGCUCUGUGUUGCAGAAGCUCAAUUCCAAGCAGGCAUGGCCAAGAAGACCAGGCCUGUUUACUUCCACCAUGCAUGCACUUUAUAGGGCAGAAUAUCUACCCUAAGCCCAGAAGGCUGAGAAUAGUGAGGCCCUGGUCACUCCUAGCCCAGCUCACUCAUAGGACACACGUUCCAUACCAGGCAGGGCAGUCCAAGAAGACAAGGGGCUGCUACCACCUUGCAGGGCUCACUGAGGCAGGGUAGCUCCGGGGAGAAAACCCAGUUGCUCCCCGGAGCUACAGAGCAGUGACAAGGAUAUUUUGUUGAGAGGAGAAAGGUCAACCAUAAAAACAAAGGACUCCCAGCUCUGCCUGAAGGGAGUGACUUUAUUUGGAAUAAGGAGUGGAUAAUUCCAUGCCUAAGGGCACAAUAAACAAAAAAAAAUUUAAAUUUUGAUGGGGAAGCGUUAAGAGACUGAUAGCUCCAUGAUACAAGUGAAGCAGCAUGGCCAUAAGAACUUUAACAGAGCAGAGAGACAGCAAAGAAGAGGCCUCCUGGUAUUACAGUCUACUCUGGAAGGUAAAAAAAGUUGUGUACAUGUGCUAGGCUGUUCCCACUCAGGAACAAUCAAAGUAGGUCAUGGGGCAGACUUAAAAGCAUUCCCUUAGCUGCACACAGACCCAUCAACACAGGGCAAAAGCUUUACCAUCACAAGUGGCUUUAAAAUACAACUUUUGACUAAACACUGACUGCACAAUAAGCUACCGUGACCCAGGGGUGACUCCUAGGAAUCCAGGCUUAAAAAAAUAACAUCACACUCAUCCCUGGUAAUCUGGAAGACUACCCAAAAGCUGUGACCUCUCAGGAGCCAUCAGGGAGGAAACCUCUAAACUGCUACUCUGUGGUCAAAGAAGAAGCAAAAAUUAUAAACUCCCGGAACUAUGAUAACAGCCUCCAAACCACAAACAUAUCCAAUAAUAAAGGUUAAAAAAUAUGACUAGCUUAGAAGGCCUUAAGCACAACCUUGACAAUAAGUGGCUUGUGCCAACCCAAGUGUAACCCCUAGGUAGACAAGCUAAAAGAUAAAAACAAGGGGAAGAAUCUGAACAGGGACAUCAGAAGCUUCACACUGUAGGGAGGGUAGACUCCCCAAAGUUCACUCAAGUUAUUCAAAUAACCAAGCAAUUCAACACCACCACCCUUGGCCUGGUGUGGGGAAUUAGUAUCCCAGAGUAUUAUCAAAAUUGUUCAGGUUUCAACAUAAAAUAUGAAUUAUGCAAAAAAAAAAAACAGAAAAGUGUGACCCAUACACAGAAAAAAAGGACAAGAAAAAGAAAAUGUCUUUGAAGAGACUCAGAUGGAGGACUAAGUAGACAAAAAUUUCAAAGCAGUUGUAUGUAGACUCAAAGAACUGAAGGUAACUAUACUUAAAGAAGUAAAGGAAGGUAUGAUGGCAGUAUCUCAAAAAAUAUAGAUUAUCAACAAAUAGAUGGAAAUUAUAAAUUAUAUAAAAUAACCAAAUGGAUAUUCUGGAGUGAAAAAGUAUAAUAAUAAAUUAAAUAUUUGCUACAGAGGGAUCUUCAGUAGAUAUGAGUUGACAGAAGAGAUUAUGCAAUAUGAGGAACAGAGAGAAAAAAAUGAAGAUGAACAAAGAGUCAGAGAAAUACAGGACAUAAGUGCAUCAAGAUAUGCAUAAUGGGGAUGCUACAAAAAGAGAAGAACACAAAAAGUACAGAAAGAGAUACUCAAAGAAAUAAUUGCUGAAAACCUCUCAUAUUUGAUGAGAAGCAUUAAUCUGCACACUCAAGAAAUUCUAAGUAAGGUAAAUACAGAGAUUAUACCCAGAGACAUCUUAUUAAAAUGUUGAUAGACAAAACUUAGAAAGUAGGAAGAGAAAAAAGGCUCAUCACAUACAAUGGAACCCCAAUAAACCCCAAUAAAAUUAACAGCUGACUUCCCAUCAGAAACAAUGGAGUUAGGAAAAUAUAGUCAAACUAAUGAAAGUUAAAAAAAAAUCCAGAAUCAUAUAUCUAGCAAAAAUGAAGGUGAAAUAACGACAAUUCCAGGUGGAAAAAAAUGAGAGACUUUAUUUCUAGUAUACCUUUCAUAAAACAAAUACUAAGUGAAGUUCUUCAGGCUGGAAGCAAAUGGAUGUCAGACAGUAAUCUGAACCACAUGAAGAAAAAAACACUGGUGUGGUAAUUAAAGCACAAUGUAAUUGCAUAUUUUUCCCCUCUCCUCUCUUAACUGAUUUAAAAAGCAAUUGCAUAAAACAAUAUGAGUGUGAUUGUAUUGUUAGGACUAUAAUAUAUAGAAAUACACUAUAUUUAGCAAUAACAGCACAAAGGAGUAGAAUUGUAACAAAGUAUUGGAAUAAAUAAAAGAUGGUAGAUAGUAACUUAAAUCCACAGAA
Pteronotus mesoamericanus is the source of this 3868-nucleotide messenger RNA. RefSeq names its product histone deacetylase 8 (gene HDAC8). Gene Ontology annotation, molecular function: histone deacetylase activity. The transcript is spliced from 10 exons. Lineage: Eukaryota; Metazoa; Chordata; Mammalia; Chiroptera; Mormoopidae. Gene Ontology annotation, biological process: negative regulation of transcription by RNA polymerase II. Bases 221 to 1561 code for a protein of 446 amino acids. The record is from RefSeq and is a predicted model, not a curated record. Gene Ontology annotation, cellular component: nucleus.